GGUUCUAUUCAUUCCUGGAUUUAUUCUCGACCCUGCGAGAUGUUGAACAGCAGAGCAGAAGCUCUUAAAAACAAAAAAAGAUGUCUGUAUUAUCUGGCAGCUGCAGCACUACUUCUUGAGGAGCAGCAAAAUCGGGCAGCGCUACUGCUUCAAGAGCAGGAGAAAAACCAGAAAGAGCAGGUGAAAGAAGAAGGCAUAACGCCAACCAGAAAACGGAAGGCGAGGACCGUGUGGGUGAGAGACUGGCUGACUAGAAGACAUCACUUUGGACAUUAUGACCAGUUAUUGACAGAACUUCACAAGGAAGAUCCAAAAGGUUACAAGAACUACCUGAGAGUUCCGCCUGACUUGUUCCAAGAGAUGGUGGAGAAGUUAACCCCUCACCUUGAGAAGAAGGUCACAUUCAUGAGGGAACCGCUGGACGUGGGACUCAAGCUGGCAACCACCCUUCGCUUCUUAUCCACUGGAAAUUCCUAUACAAGUCUACAGCACAGCUUCAGAGUUGACCUUACUACAAUCUGCAAGUUCCUACCAGAGGUCUGCAAAGCCAUCAUUGAGGUCUACAAAGACAAAGUACUCAGGUGCCCCAAAACUGAAGAGGGGUGGAAGGAGGUUGCUGAAGGUUUUAGUUCCAGAUGGAACUACUACAACUGUUUGGGGGCUGUGGACGGCAAGCAUGUUGCUGUGAAGAAGUCUGGCUCAUUCUACUACAAUUAUAAGGGCUUCCACAGCAUUGUGCUCAUGGCCGUUGUAGAUGCUGGGUACAAGUUUUUGUAUGUUGAUGUUGGGGCAGAGGGUGGUGCUUCAGAUGGAGAACCGUGGAAGAACUGUACUUUGCAUGAAGCUGUUGAGGACAAACGAGCCGGACUGCCUGGACCAGCUCCACUCCCUAAUGAUGACAAGCCUGUACCGUAUCAUUUCAUAGCUGACGACGCGUUUGCUCUCAGAACUUGGCUGAUGAAACCAUUCUCUCAUCACUCCCAGAAUCACAGAGAGAUUAUCUACAGCUGCAGGUUGUCUCGUGCGCGGUGUGUGGUGGAGAACACAUUUGGAAUCUUGUCUCAAAGGUUCAGGUGUUUCUCUACUACGAUGCAACAGAACCCAGAGACAAUCAGCCUGAUCACCAUGUGCGCCUGUGUUCUACACAACCUCAUCCUCAGCAGAUACCCUCUGGCAUCGACAGAUGUGGACCAUGAAGAUUCUGCAACACAUAAUCUGAUACCUGGAGCAUGGAGGGAAGUACCUCAAAUGGAGGGCUUGAUGCCUCUGUCUGAAGACCACAUCCAGAAUGAGGCCAAAGAACAGCGUGAAUACUUGUCACACUAUUACUCAUCUCCUGCUGGCGCUGUUCCUUGGCAAGAGAGAAUGGUCACACCCUGACCCAUAGUGACCUCAGAUAUGGACCACGAAGAUUGAGUUACACAUUUUAACUAAUCUUUAAAUUUGUUGUAUAAAGAAAUCCAAUUAAAAAAAGCCCUUCC
Messenger RNA from Thalassophryne amazonica, 1481 nucleotides. RefSeq names its product putative nuclease HARBI1. The transcript is spliced from 2 exons. NCBI's taxonomy places the organism in Eukaryota, Metazoa, Chordata, Actinopteri, Batrachoidiformes, Batrachoididae. The coding region runs from base 40 to 1380 and encodes 446 amino acids. The record is from RefSeq and is a predicted model, not a curated record.